Messenger RNA from Quercus robur (English oak), 1535 nucleotides. RefSeq lists its product as uncharacterized. The record is from RefSeq and is a predicted model, not a curated record. The transcript is spliced from 2 exons. The coding region runs from base 235 to 1377 and encodes 380 amino acids. Lineage: Eukaryota; Viridiplantae; Streptophyta; Magnoliopsida; Fagales; Fagaceae.
GUUCUUUUUAAGUCUAUUGUUUGCUUUCUUUAAGUCUGUAGUUCCUUAAGUCCAGCAGUGUAUUUUAUUAUUUUGCAAAAAAAAAAAAAAAAAAAAAAAAAACCAAGCAGAGUCCAGGCCUGUGACAGACCAGUCCAAGCCCAGUUCCAGCACUACCUGUCCAGAGAACAUCACAGCAGCCCAGGUUCUUGUUCCAGCUCCAAACUAUUUUUUGACGCACUAUUUUAGAGAAUCAUGGAAAUAUUAGAAGCACCUUAUUUUGAUGGUUAUGAAGCUUAUCCACGAGAUUUUAUCAACUGGAUGAAUGGGAUGGAGCAAUUCUUUGAGCGGGCAAAUUUUGCAGAUAACAUAAAGGUUAGGUAUGCCAAGUCGAAGUUAAUAGGUAAAGCACAGAGGUUUUGGGAGAAUCUUGAACGUUUCCGUUAUAUGGAUUAUGAACCUGCCAUUACUGUGUGGGAAGAUAUGAAAGAAAGGCUUUGUGAUGAGUAUUUGUCACCAUACUAUCGAGCUAAGUAUCUACCCCGAUCUCAGUGUGGUACUUUUCAAGUUGAAGCAAAUGCGAUGACUCCUCAUCCUCAUCCCAUAUCAUGUCCUCAGUGCACUUUUGAACAAUCUACCAAGGAAUUAUCUACCAGGAAAGUAACGGAAUUAACUGUAAAGCUCAUGAAAGAGAUUCAAGACAGGACUGCUCAGAUGAAGCAAAUGAAGACUCAACCCGAUUCAAUUGGGAAACCAAAGAUAAUUGAUCAUAAUGAACUUAUUACUACCCCCAUAGAAGAGAACAUUGAUGGUGAUAUCUUGGUCAUGGAGAAUCCUCCAGCAACACCAAAGCCUAAUGUUGACAUAGACGUACAUGCUUCGACAAGUGUUGCUUUAACAAGCGUGCAAGGAAAUGAAUCUAUUGAAGAACAGCAAGGUGAAAAGAUGGCGCCUAAAGAGAGUAUUAUGUUAGAGGGUGCACAUGAUGUGAAAGUUGAAGUUGUUGAAUGUGCUUCUAAUCAACCCUCCACAGUCCUUGAAGAUCUACAUCUUGGUGAAGUCGAAGAGGUUGAAACCAAAGUGCUUCCUAUGACUCAUAAGGUUCAAGAAGAGAUUAUACUGAUUCCACACAUUGAUUUUGUUAUUCCAAAUGAGUUUGAUGCGGUGGAAUUCAAGGUUUUUCUUUUCCCUAUGCUCCCUAAGGUGAUUUCAAACUUGAAGCAAGUGUUGUUUGUCAGCAUCUUAAUCCUUCAAUGCUUUAAAACUCGAGGUCGAGUUUUCUCCAACCAGAGGAGAAUGAUGCGGGAGAUGAAAGAGAAUAAUUAUUUAAUAUUAUUUAUGUUUGCAAGUCAAUUGUAUUUUUAUGUUUUAGGUCCUAGUAGUUUAUUGGGCUUUUAGUAUUUUAAUUUAGAAGUAAGGGUAUUUUUGUAAUAAGGCAAUUAGGGUUUCCUAGCCAAUUAGAACUAGGGUUUAGUAAUCCUUUAUAAGCAACCUAUUGUACUCCUUGAGGAGACAGUUGAUAUUUUGAUGAAUGAAAACAAUGGCCGUUUGGUCUU